This is a messenger RNA of Manduca sexta (tobacco hornworm), 4571 nucleotides long. RefSeq names its product general transcriptional corepressor trfA (gene DZIP1). Lineage: Eukaryota; Metazoa; Arthropoda; Insecta; Lepidoptera; Sphingidae. The transcript is spliced from 9 exons. The record is from RefSeq and is a predicted model, not a curated record. Gene Ontology annotation, biological process: cilium assembly. Gene Ontology annotation, cellular component: ciliary basal body; cytoplasm. The coding region runs from base 746 to 4057 and encodes 1103 amino acids.
UCUUUGCGCACUAGCACCUGAGGCUGUGGAUGACCGCGCCACUACCCCCCACAGAAAGCCGACAAUAGUAACAGUGAAUAUACCUACCUCAGAAUAAACGGUAUUAAGUAAAUAGAACCAACAUUCAUUAUCUGAACCCUAAGAUAUUAUCUAUUUUAUUUUAAUUAAUGGCACGAUAUACAUAUUUCACUACCUACCCUGUCACUAGGUACUACAAGCUUCACGAUAUGUACCUCUGUCACAACAGAGUAGGCAUCUACAUACAAACGUAUCUACAGAAAAUAAUAAAUUAUAUAGGUACAUUCAUUCGUUUUGCCUCUUUCUACAGAGUGGCCACUUUUAUGAUAAAAAUAUCGCCUCAAUCUAUUCGAAUGGGAAAAAACUGAGCGAAACGGAACAAAAACGUUGCUAAGCAACCGAUCGAAACACAAUCACGUCAAGUAUCUUGGUAUAUUUAUCUUUGUAGUGUAUUAUUUUUCCAUAUAUAUUAUAAUUCUCUUUGGUAUUAUCCAAGAGGUAUUAUCUAUGUCAAGUACAAGCAAGCGUUUGCAACAGUUAUAUAUAGUUUUUUGGAAGCAUUGAUUAGACUAAUAGUAUCAAUAGUGUUUAAAAUAUACAUACAAAAAGUUAUAUUGGUGACUAAAAUAAUUUAACGUUUGGUCAGAAAACUGAUCCUAAAGGUUUUUUAAUAUUGAAUACAUUCGUAUACCAUAUUAAUUAUUAUUGUGCAGGAGGUAUUAGUGAAAUGGCUUGCAAAACGUCUUAUGAGCUUCAUCAUAAUUUUCCUAAGUUAGCCGAUGAAUCAGGGUUUACAUUUAGCAGUCACCGUCCACGAGUACACAUAGAUUGGAAAAAAAUAAAACUCAUUGAUAUAGAACGUCUGAUACGGGAGAGAACGUUUUCUGUUAUUGAACAACACAUUAACGAUAUUUUGGACUGCGUUUUGGAAUCCGAAUUUGAUGUCCGCAUUUUGGAUGAUGGAGUGAUAAAAAUGUUUCGCUUAGCGCAACUCGCCGUUGAAUAUCAACAGUUUUGCCGACAUUACCUCGAUCGAAGUGUCUAUGUAUUACGACAGGAAAUAAGUAAUGUUGCUCAGGAACUGGAUGUAACGAAAAAAAACCUACGUGACAAGGAGGAAGAACUUAGAAAGCUUAGAAAAAGGACACGUCAUACUUAUAAAACGCCAUUACCCUACGGCAAUGAUAACAUAGCUGCUGUGAUUUUAAAAACUCUUAAUAACAGAGGAGAUUUAUUUGCCACUAGUUCUAGAGGCGAUUUAGAUCAAUAUAAUAAAUGCGCGUUCUGCGACAAAGUCUUUCUGAAUCAAUUGUAUUUACAAAGUCAUAUUGUUCGUCGUCAUCCAGAUCAAAAUUAUUUGCCAGACAAAGAAACGAACAAUAAAACUCGUGUUAAUGAAAACAACAAUGAGAAUAAUAAAUUAAACACAGAAAUAAUUGAAUUAAAACAUAAAUUAGAAGAAAUGCAAGUAUUAAUAGCUAAUACUAAUAAGCAAGACAAAUCUCCAGUUCACAAAAACAAUAUAGAUAAUAACAGCAACCCCAAUAAAGUUGGAUUCAAACACAUGAAAGACGCUGAAGUCUCUACAAAUAAUGAAGAUUAUCUACUUAACAAAAUUGAAGAGUGGAAAAAAGAAGAACAUGAAAAAUGCUACAAGGAGAUUAAUACUUUAAGAAACCAGAUCAUGGAUACAAUAAAUUCGUUCAGACAAAAAGAAGCACAUCCAGAGGAAAAAGACCUCAGCACGCUAAAUCAACUUCGAACCACGAUCCUCGAACAAGGCGCAGAAAUACUUGCUUUGAAACAAGAAUUGAAAAAAUCGGAAAACGAAACAGAGAUUAAGUAUUCUGAAAGAAUAAAGGAGGCAGAAGAUCAAAUAUCCUUCUGGACAAAACGUACCGAAGCCCAAUCUAAGCAAUACGAUUCGCUACUCCAGAAAUUGAACGAUGUUACAAAAGAUGCAAAAGAGUUGCGUGAAUUAGCAGAGAAAGAAAGGAAACGAGCUGAGCAGUUAGAGACACUAUUGUUAGAAAAUAAUCGCAACAACAAAAGUUCAGAAAGGACCGCUUCUCCAAGUGUAAAUAACAUAAAUAAGAUCCUUCCCAGAAUACAGUUUCUGUCCACCCAUAAGAGCCCAAGUCAACCACCGAAGAAUGACUCUGUGGAGAAAAAUACUCCAAACCAAUUCUUAAAUAAACAAUCGCCCUCUAAAUCCAAUAAAUUAACAGAUCGUGAAACAUUAGAAAAUUUGCAUCGUAAAGCACAAGAGCUCCUUCGUAUGAGUUCUUUAAGUUCUAGCUUAUCCGAUUCAUCGAGUAUUGAGAAAGCCAAAGUUAUAUCUAAGGAAAGUAAUGAAGUAACAGAGAUGAGUAAGAAAAAGCCCAAGAUGGUAAACUACGUAAGAAGUAAUUCAAAUAAAGAAGAGAAUCAUAACAAUUUACAAAAUCCUACAAAAACCAAAAAUUUUGAAAUUCCUAAACCUAAAGACAGAAAAAUAAAUAAGAAGAAAUCAAAAACCUACAUGAAUGGAGCCUUAAAGGAAAGUUCACUUGCCAUUGGCAGCCCUGUGAAGAUAAUAAGAGCCAAAAUAGCAGAAGACGUUCAUAGCCGUAUGGUGUCACUCGGUGUUGACCCUCUUAAAAGUAGGCUGCCACAAACUGUAUAUCAAAGCCAACGUGUAUAUCUGCAAAAGCGACAGGAACAUAAAGCAAAGUUAAAUCCAUCACAUGAAAAAAUUAGACAUUCUAUUAUAGCAUAUUUGGAUUCUAAAACAAUGAAUGGACAAGACAAUAUCUUGUCUACUAAUAAAUAUAAUACCCAAGAGAAUAUGCCGAAACGAUUUCAAAAUUUAAGGUCCAUGAUAUCUGGUGUCAAAACGAAAGCAAUUUCUUUGAUGAAAGUGAAUGAUUUAAAUGUAAAAAAUAAACGUAAGACAUUCGGCGCGGAAGUAGCAAAACGCGCAAUAUCAUUAUUAAAAACGCCCCCGGGAUCUGCACCUAACAGUCCCAGAAAAGAAAAUCCUUCAUCAAAAGGCGAUAAAAAUCCCAUCGACGACUUGCCACAAAAUUUCAGUAACGAAGUUAAUACUGAUUUAAUAACUGUUAAGAACAUAAAAACUGCAAAGCGAAUUACGAAAAGUGCCACAAUAAGUAAAUCCAAUUCUAGUGAAUCGCUUGAAAGUGAACAAAAAUAUUUUAACACCACUAAAUCUCAGAAAUCAAUAAGAGGUAUAGACAACUUAAUAAAGUCUCCAGCUCGUCGACCAUCUUCAACGAAUUCAGACUACGAUCGGAUUUCUAUUAAUCAUACAAAACCGAAUAAUGAUGUCUUGACACGGACACAGUCUGCAUUGGAUCUGUGUAGCACCAAGGUUGAUACAAUGCUUAGAACUAAAGGGUCAGAGACAGAUAACUGCGAAAGUAGUGAUGAGGUAAAAUCGCCAUCAGAUAUACAACCAAAUCCGAAGUCUAAUGAAGAUGCUUUCACGAAAAGGACUAAAGGUGUAUUAAAAAAUGCGUCCUCAACAUCAUCUUUAAAUAAGAAAAAAGUUAUAUUCGAUAUGGAUGCAAUUCAAAUGAAGUCAUUGAGCGCUACACCUUCGCAGAGUAUUACUGAAAAAAGUCAGAACGAAAAUUUUGAACUAGGUCUGACAAAUUUAGAUACCGAGGAAUGGGACUUAUCAAGCAUUGAAAAUGAACCAUUGAAAAAUGACACGAAACUGAAACGCACGAGUCCGAAGAUUGCUGAAUUGAAACAAACUAUAGAAUCUCAAUUGGUUCGCCGAACUGAGACAUCUGCAGGACUUGUUGGCAGAGUAGACGUGCUAGGCUUAAAUAAAUUAAUUACUAAUGAUUAUAAUAUAGGCGGUAGUAAUACAAGUUUGGGUAGUUCCAUAUUAGAUGAGUCAGACAGUAUACCAGCAGUAAAUAAAAAAUCUUUCGCCGUACCAAAGAAAGCAUCUGAAAAAGAAAAUAGCGAAUUAGACAUUUCAGAAUUCAGUAUUGAUGGUAUUCAUAUCAAUAAAAACGAAUCUUUUUAACAAAAAACGUAUAUUACAUUAUUUGUUCCAAAAUGGAUCAAUAUUUUCUGAAUACUGUUUAUUUAUGUUUAAAAACGAAUUGGAGUCAUAUUUCCAACAAUAUCUAUAUAGGCAGAUUUUUGGCACUUUUUGACCUUAAAAGUAUUCAAACCUCUAAUGGUCCCAGUCUUUUGAUCCUUAUAACUAUAAGCAACAGGUAGAAAAAGGGCUGAUUAUAAAUAUGUAUGAAACUUAGUGUCGCAAAAAUCCGUCGGUAUAUAAUUUUCGAAGUCUGUCAAUGUAGACCUUAAUGUCUUCAAAAAUGAUGAACAGUCCCCUAAGAAAGCUUUCUUGUAGCUACAGCGUAAUGUAGAUAAGUGUCCUUGCUGCCCCAUGUCAAAAAUGCGUUUGUAUAUACUUAAGACUACACAUUGUACGCAUUUUCUGUGGUAAUUUCAUUAUUGUCUACUCGAUGGGUAUAAGGCAGAAGCACUGUUUUGUUUAUAAUACCUAAUAAAACGUGUUAUUCCAAAAA